Molecule: messenger RNA, 991 nt
Organism: Spinacia oleracea (spinach)
Lineage: Eukaryota; Viridiplantae; Streptophyta; Magnoliopsida; Caryophyllales; Amaranthaceae
Exons: 2
Coding region: 20-844 (274 amino acids)
Source: RefSeq, a predicted model, not a curated record
CGUAUCCCGUGAAAGAGGAAUGAGGUCAUAUCAUGCUACCGAUCAUUUGACGAUAGAUGUUGAUGGUGUGGCUAUGCCGUUGGACCAGUCUGUGAAUAAGGUGCUUACAGAGUUGGAUGCCGAUGACGAUUCCGAUGUGGAGUUGCAACCGUCUGAUGGGGGACGUGUAUUUGUGGGCCCUCAUGUGAGUGUGCCAGUUAUGAAUCCCCUAGACCCGGUCAGCCACGGUGAUGUACCUUUGGUCCACACUGCUGAUGAUGUUGGUGUAGUAGCAACUGACCCAGAAACAAGCAAGCACCCGGUCGACCAGACACAACAGCACGUACAGGUUCAAGCUGGUGACGGGCCACUUCCAGAUGGAAUGUCAUCGGAGAAGGUGAGACAGCUGGGUGUAGUUGAAGACAAAGAGGAUGGUGAAGACAAUGGUGAGGAGAAUGUUGAGGAGCCGGAAGAGCAGGAUGGUGGCGUCAAGGAUGGGGGGCCGAAUAAUAGGGAUGAUGACGAUGAUGAGGGACCGGCUAAUGGUCCUGUGCAAGGAACGGUUGCAGCAUCGCCCUUGGAGAACAUCGCUCAAGAAAACCCCUCUGAAGAUAAGAACAGUGAAGAGAACACCAGUCAAGAUAACCCCACUGAAGGGAACACCACUGAUGAGAAUCUCCAAACUGAUGACCAAGAAGGACCACGGGAGAAAUUGAUCCUAAGGAUUCCGAGAACAAACCCAAAAACACGCUAUCGGCAGACGCGAGUACGAAUGACAAAACUUGAGAGUGACGUAGUAGCUUAUGUGGAGUCAUACAAUCCUAAAGGGAAAGAGCAGUACGUUCUACAACUUUUACUCAUGUAACACUUAAGGGGGCCAUGCUUAUCGAGUGUGAUGGUAAUGAUGCAAAUCGGAUGAUGUGCUACUCGGUUGUGCGUCCUAGGGAGUACGUGCAUUCCCAGUACGUUCGGGCCGUUGCAAACAUAUACAACAGGGAAUGGGCUCUGGAAU